AUGGUCACAAUAGGAAACGCACACGAUGACUUGAUUCAUGAUGCGGUGCUCGACUACUAUGGGCGUCGUUUGGCAACUUGUUCCAGUGACAGAAGCAUUAAGAUUUUUGAAGUUGAUCAAGCUGCAGAAAAUUAUAAGUUGAUUGAAACAUUACACGGCCACGAUGGUCCAAUCUGGCAAGUAGCAUGGGCACAUCCUAAGUUUGGAUCAAUUUUUGCUAGUUGUUCAUAUGAUGGCCGUGCUUUGAUAUGGAAGGAGCAACCGGAAACCAAUACAUGGUCCAUUAUAGCCGAACAUAAUGUUCAUCUGGCUAGUGUCAAUUCUGUGUCUUGGGGUCCUCAUGAAUUCGGUGCUGUAUUAUUGUGUACCUCAUCUGAUGGACGUGUUUCAGUGGUUGAUUUCAACGAUGAUGGCACCACAUCUCAUGUUGUUUUCAAUGCCCAUGCUAUUGGUGUUAAUUCUGCCAGCUGGGCUCCCGUAACUUAUAACAGCAAUUCAAAACCAAGAGAUGAUCCUUAUGGUGGUGGUGCUACCGCUGAUCAAUCUGGAAUGCCUACCAGUGGUGGCAAUGUUGGUAUCGGCAUUACAGGGUCCAAUGGCCAUGGAGGAGAAACUCAAACUGCUUCAGGAGCUAGAUUAGGUGGAUCAAUUCCUCAUUCCGAAAGACGUUUUGUUACAUGUGGAUCGGACAAUUUGUCCAAAAUCUGGAGAUUUAAUCCUUCCAUCAACAACUAUCAAUUAGAAGCCACUUUAGAAGGACACAACGAUUGGGUUAGAGACGUGGCUUGGUCCCCCUCUACUUUGGUCAAAUCCUAUAUUGCAUCAGCUUCUCAAGAUCGUACUGUAUUGAUUUGGUCUCAAGAUAAAGAUGGUGUAUGGCAAAACCAAUUGUUGACAGAAGAAAAGUUCCCUGAUGUUUGUUGGAGAUGUUCGUGGUCGUUGAGCGGCAACAUCUUGGCUGUUUCUGGUGGAGAUAAUCGGGUUAGUUUGUGGAAGGAGAAUUUACAGGGCAAAUGGGAUUCCGCUGGUGAAGUUGUUGACCAAUAA
This is a messenger RNA of Lizanozyma spartinae, 1047 nucleotides long. It is a transcript of the gene SEC13, whose product is annotated as GTPase-activating protein. The transcript has a single exon. The coding region runs from base 1 to 1047 and encodes 348 amino acids. The record is from RefSeq and is a predicted model, not a curated record. Lineage: Eukaryota; Fungi; Ascomycota; Pichiomycetes; Serinales; Debaryomycetaceae. Gene Ontology annotation, cellular component: nuclear pore outer ring; COPII vesicle coat. Gene Ontology annotation, molecular function: structural molecule activity; protein binding. Gene Ontology annotation, biological process: protein import into nucleus; COPII-coated vesicle budding; positive regulation of TOR signaling.